Ceutorhynchus assimilis (cabbage seed weevil) is the source of this 3987-nucleotide messenger RNA. NCBI's taxonomy places the organism in Eukaryota, Metazoa, Arthropoda, Insecta, Coleoptera, Curculionidae. The record is from the annotation of a GenBank genome assembly.
AAAAAAUUCAUACUUUUUUUGUUUCAAUAAUUGAAUAAAUUCCUGAAAAAUAAUUGCAACUCACCCGUUGUUGCUCAUUCUUGCCAGUAGGCACUGAAAAUUAAACAUUUCCGUUUCAGUGAAAAGCUGGUCGUCCAUUUUUCCGGAAGAAAUGUUUUCAGAGCCCUCGCAACGUCUGACAAAUUCGAAUUUGAAUCGAACCAAAAUCGGCCGAUAGGUGGCGGCCGAUAUUUUUUGCUAAUUUUAUAUAGGAAUCUAGAAGUAUACCGCGACUUUGCCGCCAUAUUCUUGCUCGUUUUCGAUAUGAAUAUUUAGGAUUUUGAAAAAUUAAUCAAAAAUAAGACGGCAAUUUUCGCCAUAGUGACUUUAAAAAAAAAAAAAAACACGUGGCGCCAUCUAUUAUUUUUAUACAAUAUUAUUUGAAAAUACUUACAACAUAACCUCAAAAACAUUGUUUUGGUUCUAAAAUAAAUUGUUCCCGAAAAGAAAAUGUUUUCGCUUUCCAGAAAAUGCACCCUGUGUAAUAAAAGUGUUCAGUUUCGGUGCGAAAAAUUUCAAUUUUCAAUUGCAAAUGAAACCCCAAAAAGCGUAUUAGCAGCAGCCUACAAGCCUCACGAAAUCGAAAAAAACCCACUAGACACAAAUUAUUUCCAUUCAAAACCUCAACCUCAACAAAAACCAUUCUCAUUAAUCCUACCUCCGCCCAACAUUACGGGCACUUUGCAUUUGGGCCAUGCCCUUACCGCAUCUAUUCAAGACGUUUUAGUAAAAUGGCAUAAAAUGCAAGGAAUUCAAACUGUUUGGGUGCCAGGUUUGGACCAUGCAGGAAUCGCAACUCAAGUUGUAGUCGAAAAGAAAUUAUUCAAAGAAAAAGGCUUGACCAGGCAUGAUUUAGGUAGACAAAAAUUCGAAGAGGAAAUUUGGAAGUGGAAACAAGAAAAGUCCACUACAAUAAUCCACCAAUUAAAACGUUUAAAUAUCGACCUAGAUUGGGACAAGGAAGUUUUCACAAUGGACUCUAAAAGAUCAAAAGCAGUCACUAAGGCUUUUAUAAAACUCUUCAAUAAAGGACUCAUUUACCGGGCAGAUCAUUUGGUAAAUUGGUCAUGUGCGUUACAAUCAGCAAUUUCAGAUAUUGAAGUGGAUCAUUUGGAAAUUGCUGGAGCUACAGACGUAACAGUUCCUGGCUACAGUCGGCCAAUCAAAUUUGGAAUACUUACAAAAUUUGCUUAUAGGUUUGAAGACUCAAGCGAACUAAUUGUUGCUACAACAAGGCCUGAAACUAUUUUAGGUGAUGUUGCUGUAGCAGUUAAUCCAAAAGAUUCAAGAUAUAGUGGUUUGAUUGGCAAAAAGUUGCUACAUCCUUUCAGAAAUGAGCUUAUACCUGUAAUAGGGGAUGAAUUUGUUGAUCCUGAUUUUGGUACUGGGGCUGUUAAAAUUACCCCUGCACACGAUCCUAUUGAUUUCAAUGCAGCUAAGCGUCAUAAUUUAAAGCCCUUAUCGAUUAUUGAUGAAAUGGGGCUUUUAAAUGAUAAUUGUGGCCAGUUUAAACAUCUCAAACGAUUUGAGGCAAGAGAUGUUAUAAUAAAUGAAUUAGCUAAAAAAGGCUUAUUUAAGGAAAAUCAAAAUCAUAAAAUGACAAUACCAAUUUGUAGUCGCUCUAAAGAUAUUGUAGAAAGUCUAAUAAAGCCUCAAUGGUUUUUGAGCUGCAAUCAAAUGGCUCAAGAAGCUGUGGCAGAUGUAAGAGAAGGCAGACUCAAAAUCCAGCCGGAAAAUUUCAACAAAAUUUGGUAUCAGUGGCUUGAAAAUGUUAGAGACUGGUGCGUGUCACGUCAGUUAUGGUGGGGUCACAGAAUACCUGCCUAUUCGUGUAAAUAUCAGCAAAAUCAUAUUUGGGUUGCGGCUGAAACUGAACAAUUUGCUAAAAUUGAGGCUUCAAAUUUGUUAAAUUGUGCUGUGAAUGAUGUUGAAUGUAUUCAAGAUGAAGAUGUUUUGGAUACUUGGUUUUCUUCAGCGUUGCAACCUUUUUCUGUUUUCAAUCAUAAGGAAUCAAAAUACUAUCCAUUAUCUCUUAUGGAAACUGGGCAUGAUAUUUUAUUUUUUUGGGUUGCAAGGAUGGUGAUGCUUGGUAAAAAACUUACAGGCCAAUUACCGUUUGAUGAAGUUUUGCUGCACGGUAUUAUUUGUGAUGUCAGGGGAAGGAAAAUGUCUAAAAGUUUGGGCAAUGUGAUUGCUCCUGAAGAAGUUAUUGAUGGUUCUAGUUUGGAACAACUCAAAGUUGGUAUUGAGGCGAAUUUCAAAAAUGGUGUUUUGUCUCUGAAUGAAUUUGAAACAGCUUCUGAGGGGCAACAAAAGAUGUUUCCCAAUGGUAUUCCAGAGUGCGGAGCCGACGCUCUACGGUUCACUUUGUUGUCACAUAAUGUAAAAAGCCACGUAAUCAAUUUUGAUGUACGCGAAUGCCAUACAAACAAAUUGUUUGGUAAUAAAAUCUGGCAAGCUACCAAAUUCGCUCUUUUGUGGUUUGAUAAAGUUGCUGAAGCUCAAUCAAAAGAGGUUUUUGAAGAAUUUGAUGUGGAGGAAUGUGCCUUAAUGGAUCAAUGGAUUUUGAGCCGAUUGAAUUUUAUGAUUGAAACCCUGGAUGGGGCUUUGAAAAGUUACGAUUUUUAUAUUGCUACUGGGGCUUUGAAGGAGUUUUUGUACUAUGAGUUUUGUGAUAUUUAUCUGGAGACAAUCAAGUCCAAUCUCAAACACCAAACCUCAAGCCCGAUAUCCAAACGACACUGUCAAACUUUGCUGACUUGCCUGGAUAAAAGCCUUAGGGCUCUAGCGCCUUUUAUGCCAGCGCUUAGUAAGCAUUUGCACAAGCAUUUGCCCAGAUUCUGGGGUUUGGGCGGAGAAAUGUCUUUUCCUAAGGCCACAACAAGGAAUGAGAUUUUGGAAAAGGAAGUUGAUGAAGUUAUGGAAAUAGUUGUUGGCAUUAGACGAUUGAAGAAGAUUUUCAAUCUGACUUAUAAGUUUAAACCUGAAGUAUUUCUAAUACCAUCUAACUUGGAUAAGGCUAAAAAAUUCUCUCAAGUCAUUCAAGAUUUGUCUCAUCUUUACACAUUUCACAUUUUGGAUCAAAAUGCCUCCAAGCCUCAAAAAGCUGGUCUAAUAGAAGACUCUAUAGCAGAAAACAAGAUUUAUUUGUUUGUGCCUGAAGAGUUGAGACAAAACUUAGAGCUGACAAAAAUUGCCGGCAAAAAGGAAAAAUUACUCAAAGAAUUGGAGAAAAUUAAAGCUAUUGCUGAACCUGGAGACAGACAUGUCAAAAAGAUGGCCCAAAUCUCAGAAAAAAUUACCAGGCUAAACUACAUAGAAACUUUAUCGCAAUAAGGUAGAAAACAAUUUUUUUAUUUAUGUAUAACUAUUAAAAAAAAAUGCAAAAUCAAAAAUCUGAGUCUUAAUAUUACAAGCAAAAAAUGGCAGUUGCGAUUACUGAAUGGCAGUUUUAGAUUCUCAAACUCGUAUCACCAAAUGCAUCUUCCAUUAACUCUUCCUGUCUGGGUCUUACGAGCAUUCGCGCUGAUUUUAGCCCUAUAUUGGAACCCCUAAAACUGUCCCAAUACAUAGACUGAUAAUUCAAUGUAUCCGGAUGUUCGCCGGGCAAAUAUCUUCCAUUUAGGUUGCUUUUGUCGCAAGACUUAUACCACCAUGCUCCACCUAAAAAAAAUUACCUAUAAUGUAAAUGACUUUGAUAUUACGAUUAUUAGUACCGUGUGAUUGUGCGCAACUGCCUUCACCCCACGAAUCCUGGUCCUUGUCUUUGGUACUGAAUUUACUGCCAGCGUGGUACAUCAACGAAUCUCCAGCGGUACCAGUGUAACCGUUGAGAACCUUGAGGGCGUAGCCUUGUUCCUCUGAACCGAUACUGAAAUGAGAGUACCGAGCGUAUUUUUCCACACCGUCGACGUCUACUAGCUGAAUAAGUAGUUCAUUGAUUUGGUU